CUUUUCUAGAAUAGACAUGAGACUAUGAGAGAGCAACUGAUGUCCAGUUAGAAGUCCAUCACAAAAGUUGGCCGGGAAAGAAACACAAGGCCACCACCCACCACUGGCUGCUACCUCAGAUCCGCCGUGGAAUCGGGGUGAUGUCAACGGCAACGGCAAAAACGAAAUGGCUGAAUCGAAUGGCUUCAGAUCCAUACUAUCUUCUCCACUUCAUCGCAUUCUUCUCAUACAUCCCUAUGCGCUGCGCCGCUUCCCAUUUUCUCAUUCCUUCGCGCAACGCUCUCCUUGUCAAACGCGAAAUUCAAGCACUUGUUGCUUUUAGUGCGAUAUCUGUUGUGAAGACAGUGAGGGCGGAAACAUGGCAGACAGUCAUCUCAGAUACUCUAUUUUUUGCCAAGAUUUUCCUCAACGCACUUGCUUUAGUAAUGGAUUAUCACUUGGCACUCUGGUACACAUUGGUUUUUUUAGUCAUACAUAUUCUAACACAACAGCCUCCCUAUGAAGGCCUAGGCAAUUCAAUUCAAUUAACCCCAUUGCAACUGGAGGCUUUGCUUACUGAAGGGAACACUUCAAGAUUUUGGUUGGUAGAGUUUCGUGCAUUGUCAACAUCGACUUGUAUAUGCACCAGUUCGUUUUUCCCCGAACUCUCAAUCACAUACUCAAACAAAAAAUUGUCCUUUGGAGUAGUUGAUCUUGGUCUCUUCCCAAAUGCUGCAGAAAAGUUCGAAAUUUCUUUGGCAAGUUUAAACCAACUUCCACUCUAUAUACUAUUUGAGAAUGGAGCCGAGGUCACACGUUUUCCUGAGUUGGAUUUUCAGGGAACAGUUUUCAGCUCUUCUAUAACAAAGAAACUUCUAUGCGAGCACUUUGAACUUGAUAAGCGGCUUCUAGAUUACAUCGUUGGAAAAUAGGGCUAAAAGAGCACACGCACGCGAUAUACUCCAUUGAGAACAGAGACUGGUCCGAGUCAUUCUUAACUGGAACUGUUUUGAUUGAGCCUCACAGUUGUAAAGUAUAUCUUUCACUGAUUAACAAAAGAUUAGUAAAUCUCCAUUGUAUUCGCUUUAUGUAAUGACCUCUUGAACCUUACUGAUUUGUGUAGUCUCAAAGUGACUAGUGAAACUUCAUUUUUAUCCUCUUUUAAGCUAUUUUCAUUGUAAUAAAAGG
Cuscuta europaea is the source of this 1167-nucleotide messenger RNA. The record is from the annotation of a GenBank genome assembly. NCBI's taxonomy places the organism in Eukaryota, Viridiplantae, Streptophyta, Magnoliopsida, Solanales, Convolvulaceae.